AUGGCAGCAACACCUCUUUCAAUGUUCCGAUGGACUACCAAGGCUAUGAUCAAGCCUUCUGAGGUAAAUUGGUCAGGUGGGAAGGGUCUGAGUGGUGGUCUGUGCCUGGAAGUUAUCAAGUUCAUGGACGUCCUUGGUCUAUAUUCCGUUGCUUUCCACUCGUCCUUCCCUUUGCGAGAGUCCCAAGUCUGUCUUGAUCUGAGAAAUUCUCUUAAGCUUGCCUGUGGUAUUAUAGCCAUGGCUAACAUCACCAUCGGGUUAAAAACAAUUCGGGUAAUUGUGCUACAAGGCGGCGGAGUUCCUCACCGUCGUCUUGCACAAUCUUCGUACAGUGAUGAUUUGGGAUAUUUUGCUCCUAACCAACCGCCUAGGACCGCAAAUUCGCAGGACCGUCAAAGACCGCAACCGCGGUCCGGUCUUCGGUCCCUCAGGAUUUUCGAAAAUUCAAGACCGACAAAAGACCAGUUUAACCAGUCUCAACCGGUCUUUGCAGUCAGAAAAGUUACCAAACAUUCAUGA
This is a messenger RNA of Laccaria bicolor S238N-H82, 519 nucleotides long. RefSeq lists its product as uncharacterized. The transcript is spliced from 11 exons. The coding region runs from base 1 to 519 and encodes 172 amino acids. The record is from RefSeq and is a predicted model, not a curated record. Lineage: Eukaryota; Fungi; Basidiomycota; Agaricomycetes; Agaricales; Hydnangiaceae.